UGGGGUUAAGAAAACACUGAAGGUGGACAAACAGACAGCAGCGCACUGAUCCCCUGAGCCUGACAAGCCAACAGAGAAAAACAGGAGACAAUGAGGUUGAACGAUGGUGAUGUGUGAAAAGUGCCUGACUGUGUGAAGGAGGGAACACGAGCCUGGAAUAGCAGGACUGAACAUUUUCUUUGGGAUAUAAGACGCAACUGAAGGGCAGCUAAGGAUGUCCUCACUGUCAGAAGCAGACUUCCGCUGCAAGCAAGGAGACACUAUCUGUGAGAUCCGCGUCUAUGAGCAGGAGGUGAUCAUUGUGCCCAUCCUGCUGCUGGCCAGCUUCCUGGUCACCCUAGUCUUCAUUUUCCUGCUGCGCUUUUGUCCAGAGAAAGUCGACCGCAUCCGUCCACAGGCCUCGAAGUCAACCACCAGGAGAGUGCUGCACGGCAUUGAUGCUCCACCAGGUAUCAAUGUGCUGGAGCACGAAAGCAUCGCCUUGGAAGAGCCCAGUUCCUACUCUACCUUCCACCCCCUGAACACUUACACCCCCAAAAGCCUCUCUAUGUCUGUGGUCACACCCUCUAUCCCGUCCAGCCCAACACCGCAGCCCUUCAAGCCCAGUUUCACUCCCAUUGUCCAGCCCAGAGAGUUGCCCCGUCAGAGGCUGCCUGAGUCCUUCAACCUGGUCACGCCUCUUCCCACUGCCUUCUCCCUGAAGUCCGACUCCUCCGUGUCCCUCUACAGGGCCCGUAUGGAAAACAGGAACGUGGUGCUGCGAGUCCUCAAUGACUCUGCUGAUGCCACAGAAAGACACAACUUCCUGGGCUUUGCGUCCUUCCUGGCCCAGCUGGGGCCGCAUCCCUUCCUGCCAGAGCUGCUCGGCGUGGUCUCACUCCGGGCUCCUCUGGUUACAGUCGUGGAAGAGCUGGAGAACAGAGACCUGCUCAGCUUCUUGUGGCGAUGCAGACAGGAAAAUGUGGAUCCUCCAUGUGAGAUGACUGAAAGAGGAAUAUUUACCAUGGCCAAACAGGUGGCGUCAGCUCUGGAGUUCCUUCACAACAAAGAUCUUAUCCACGGAAACAUUCGUGCCCGCAGCGUGCUGAUCACGAAGGGGCUCACGGCCAAGCUCUGGGGCCUGCAUGGGGUCUACACGAGGAAGAACCAAGGGGCCACUCAGAAAGAUGACCCCAGCAUGAAGAAAUGGCAGGCCCCAGAGUUGUUAGUCAAGAGACCUGCCAGUCAGAGCAGCGACAUCUGGUCAUUUGGCAUCUUACUGUAUGAAAUGGCAACACUGGGUGAAGCUCCAUUUGCAGAAAUCUCAGUUAAUGAGCUGCUGCAAUUUCAUCAACGAGGAAAAAGUCUGAAAAAACCUUCUAACUGUUCCAACACGCUAUACUCCCUCAUUAAGGGUUGUUGCCAGUGGAAAGAUCAAGAUCGACCCUCUCUGGCCGAAGUGAGCCGCAAGCUCCUCUCAGGAGAGAAAAUAGCUUCUGACAAAGUCCUCAAGGCGUCAGGGACAGUUAACAUUGAGCAGUACCUGCAGGAAGCAGGGUACGGGGAAACCAACAACUACACUGUUUUCUGAUCACUGCCUGUGCCAGGUAAAAUAAAUUGCACUAUUCUCCCCAAAGGUACCCAAAUGGUGCACUUCUACAAAUCAUAUCUUUCAGGUGCAAUAAAAGUGUUCCAAACUCUGUUUAUGAGAGCUUUGGGUACUGAAAUUGUUCUUUUAUUUUAUAUAUUUACUUUGGUAAAUGAGAAAAGCAGUAUGCUUAAUGAGUUGUUUACCUUUGGGAAACAUUAAUUUUCAUCUAUGCAAGACCUCAUUCAUGUGCGUCUUCGUCAGACUCGGUAAUUCCUAAGUCUUUCAGUUGGGGAAAUACAACCAGUAAUUUUUGCAGUACACUUCAAGAUUCGUAAACUUGAGCAAUGUACAGCUGCUGCAUCAUGAACUUGUAGUCAAUACUGUCAAUAUAUGAUGGUUUACAAAUCUUGUUUACAAGCAAAAGCAAAAGUAUAUUAACAGAUGUAAUAUGUUAUUACCACCUUUUGUAUGAUUAUAUAAUGGCAGAAUUCUGGAAUUGAAGGGCACAUUAAUCUAUUUAUGCUAUUAUUACACUAAUUUUCUUUUCUAUAAGCUCAGUUCAUGUGAACAUCUGCAAGCAAGAAAUGAGCUCAAACUGUUUACAGAAACUGAAAUGUGAAUAAAAAUAUCCUAAGU
Chelmon rostratus (copperband butterflyfish) is the source of this 2206-nucleotide messenger RNA. RefSeq names its product serine/threonine/tyrosine kinase 1b (gene styk1b). Gene Ontology annotation, molecular function: transmembrane receptor protein tyrosine kinase activity; ATP binding. Gene Ontology annotation, biological process: cell surface receptor protein tyrosine kinase signaling pathway; multicellular organism development; protein phosphorylation. The transcript has 10 exons. NCBI's taxonomy places the organism in Eukaryota, Metazoa, Chordata, Actinopteri, Chaetodontiformes, Chaetodontidae. Gene Ontology annotation, cellular component: signaling receptor complex. Bases 215 to 1570 code for a protein of 451 amino acids. The record is from RefSeq and is a predicted model, not a curated record.